GGUGCCGAGCGCGGCACUUCCGUGCGGAGUGACGUGAGAGCCGGCGUGCGGGGUCGCACGGAGCAAGGCUGCAGGGGUGCCUGGUGGGGCUGCGGAGCCGCGUGCCCGACAGUAUGUUUUUGGCACAGAGGAGACUCUGCUCCCAUGGCAGUGGAACAAACUUGCUGAAGACAAUUUAUUCUUCCAAAGUCCUUGGAUUCUCUACUUCUGCUAAAAUGUCUUUGAAAUUCAGAAAUGCAAAACGAAUUGAAGGACUUGAUAGUAAUGUGUGGAUUGAAUUUACAAAGUUGGCUGCAGACCCCUCUGUUGUGAACCUUGGCCAAGGCUUUCCAGAUAUAUCCCCUCCCACAUAUGUAAAGGAAGAAUUAUCAAAGGUCGCAGCAACUGAUAGCCUGAACCAGUACACACGGGGCUUUGGUCAUCCAUCACUCGUGAAAGCUCUGUCCUGCCUAUAUGAAAAGCUGUAUCAAAAUCAAAUCAAUCCAGAUAAAGAAAUCCUUGUGACAGUAGGAGCAUAUGGAUCUCUUUUUAAUGCCUUUCAAGGGUUAAUUGAUGAGGGAGAUGAAGUCAUAAUAAUCGUGCCUUUUUAUGAUUGCUAUGAGCCCAUGGUGAAAAUGGCUGGAGCAACACCUGUUUUUAUUCCCCUAAGAUCUAAACCUGUUGAUGGAAAAAAAUGGUCUAGUUCUGACUGGACAUUAGAUCCUCAAGAACUGGCUAGUAAAUUUACUUCCAGAACAAAAGCUAUUAUACUAAAUACGCCACAUAACCCCAUGGGCAAGGUGUAUACCAGAGAGGAACUCCAACUAAUUGCUGACCUUUGCAUCAAACAUGACACGCUCUGCAUCAGCGAUGAGGUUUAUGAAUGGCUCGUAUAUACUGGAAACAAACAUUUAAAAAUAGCCACUCUUCCAGGUAUGUGGGAGAGAACAAUAACAAUAGGAAGUGCUGGGAAGACGUUCAGUGUGACGGGCUGGAAGCUUGGCUGGUCCAUUGGUCCUAAUCAUUUGAUAAAACAUUUACAGACAGUUCAACAAAACACCAUUUAUACCUGUGCCACUCCUUUACAGGAAGCCUUGGCUCAAGCUUUUUGGAUUGACAUCAAGCGCAUGGAUGACCCUGAGUGUUACUUUAAUUCUUUGCCAAAAGAGUUAGAAGUAAAAAGAGAUCGGAUGGUGCAUUUACUUGAAAGUGUUGGACUAAAACCCAUAGUUCCUGAUGGGGGAUACUUCAUCAUUGCUGAUGUGUCAUUGCUAGAUGCAGAUCUCUCUGAUAUGAAGAACAAUGAGCCUUAUGACUAUAAAUUUGUGAAAUGGAUGACUAAAAAUAAGAAACUAUCAGCCAUCCCCGUUUCAGCAUUCUGUAACUCAGAAUCUAAAUCGCAGUUUGAAAAGUUUGUGCGGUUUUGCUUCAUUAAAAAAGACAGCACACUGGACGCUGCUGAAGAAAUCAUGAAGUCAUGGAGUAGACAGAAGCCUUGAUAGGUGCAGUCUUCAUGCUUCUAUUAGGUGACACAGUAUGGAACUGUUACAAGUGCUGCCACCUGCUGGGUGUUAGAAGAUCAGUACUGAUGGAACGCAAACUCUUCUAUUGUUUUCUCAGAGACGUUAACCCCACUUCUAACAAUAUUCAGGAAAGCUGGUAACUUUUUCCAUUGAAAUGCAUUAAGACGACUUCCACUACAGUUUUACGUUAGCACUACACAGUAGAUAACUGCCGUGCAAG
Molecule: messenger RNA, 1722 nt
Organism: Tupaia belangeri chinensis (Chinese tree shrew)
Lineage: Eukaryota; Metazoa; Chordata; Mammalia; Scandentia; Tupaiidae
Gene: KYAT3
Product: kynurenine aminotransferase 3
Exons: 14
Coding region: 114-1478 (454 amino acids)
Biological process (GO): biosynthetic process
Cellular component (GO): mitochondrion; cytoplasm
Molecular function (GO): pyridoxal phosphate binding; L-kynurenine:2-oxoglutarate transaminase activity
Source: RefSeq, a predicted model, not a curated record